Molecule: messenger RNA, 4645 nt
Organism: Cololabis saira (Pacific saury)
Lineage: Eukaryota; Metazoa; Chordata; Actinopteri; Beloniformes; Belonidae
Gene: rad50
Product: RAD50 homolog, double strand break repair protein
Exons: 28
Coding region: 58-3996 (1312 amino acids)
Biological process (GO): telomere maintenance via telomerase; chromosome organization involved in meiotic cell cycle; double-strand break repair
Cellular component (GO): Mre11 complex; nucleus; condensed nuclear chromosome
Molecular function (GO): double-stranded telomeric DNA binding; G-quadruplex DNA binding; ATP hydrolysis activity
Source: RefSeq, a predicted model, not a curated record
GCGGGAAACCUGGACCGUCACUAGUCAGACCGGAGCAGCGAGUUCCCGAAAGCAAAAAUGUCGAAGAUAGACAAGAUGAGCAUUCUGGGGGUGAGGAGCUUUGGGGUUGAGGAUAAAGACAAACAAGUCAUCUCCUUCUUCAAUCCUCUAACUGUUCUAGUUGGACCUAACGGAGCAGGGAAAACGACUAUUAUUGAAUGCCUUAAGUAUGCAACAUCAGGAGAACUUCCCCCUGGAGCUAAAGGAGCUGCUUUUGUACAUGAUCCAAAGGAUGCCCAUGAGACGGAUGUGCGAGCUCAGAUUCGCCUCUUAUUCACAGACGUUAAUGGAGAGAAAGUCACAGUCCAGCGCUCCAUGUCCUGCACUCAGAAGGCGAAGAACUACUCUUUCAAAAGUUUAGAGCAGGUUAUUAGCAGAAUGAAAGACGGUCAGAAAGUGAGCUUGCCCUCCAAAUGUGGCGAUAUGGACCGGGAGAUGAUUUCCUCGUUGGGCGUAUCGAAGCCGGUGCUGAAUCACGUCAUCUUCUGUCACCAAGAAGAGUCUAACUGGCCACUCAGCGAGGGCAAAGCACUCAAAGAAAAAUUUGACUCCAUCUUUGCUGCAACUAAGUAUAUCAAAGCUCUGGAGACGAUGCGUCAGCUGCGACUCAAACGUAGUCAGACGGUGAAGGAAUGCCAGGUGGAGCUGCGCUACCUGAAACAGAACAAGGAAAAGGCUCAGCAGAUCAGAGAGACUCUGUCCACGAAGGAGGCUCAGCUGAUGACGUCAAAAAACAACGUGCAGCAGAUCGAGAGCCAGAUCGAUCCGCUGGAGAAUCGACUGAUGGAUAUUGACACGAAGCUUGGAAAAGUGAUGAAAAUAGACAAUGACAUAAAGGCAUUAGAAAGCAGGAAGAAACAAAUGGAGGAGGACAACAAAGAACUGGAGGAAACAAUGGAACAGGUGUUCCAAGGUUCGGAUGAGGAGCUCCAGGAGGUUUACCAGAACCACCAGAAGACGGUGAGAGAGAAAGAGCGGAGGCUGACGGACUGCCAGAAAGAGCUGGAGAAAGCUGGCCGAGAGUGUCAGAGACUCAACAGAGUCAAAGCAGAGCUCCUGGUAGAACAAGGACGUCUGCAGUUGGAAUCUGAUCGGCAGAAUCAGACCAUCAAGAAUCGUGACACUCAGGUGCGCUCUCUGUCCACGUAUCUGGAGAUGGAGGGUUACGACCGGCCGCCCUUCACCUCCCUGCAGCUCGAGAGCUUUAACCGUCACGUCACACAGAGACUGGAGCAGGAAAAACAGACACUUACUCAGAUUCUGACAGAUCUUCAGGAAAAGGAACAACAGAAACAGAACUCUAUUGACGAGAUGAGGGAUAAGAAGACGGGGCUGGAGAGGACGGUGGAGCUGAAGCGAGACCUGCAGGGGAAGAAGCAGCAGGAGCUGAGGAACAUCAGGGCAGACCUGCAGAGGCUCGAGGGUUCAUCUAGUCGCCUGCAAGAACUGGAAAAUGAGUUGGCUAAAGCGGAGCGUGAGCUGCAGAGUGCUGUUCACAGCUCCAACGUGGAGGAGCUGAAGGCCGAGGUGGAGGAGCUCCAGAGAGAAAAGGCUAAACUCGACCGCACACAGAGACAACUUGACCAAGAGAUGCAGACUCUCAACACACACACCACCGCACGCACACAAAUGGACAUGUUGAAGAAAGAUAAGUCAGAGAAGGAGGAGCAGGUACGGAAGAUCAAGUCUCGUCACGGGGAGGAUCUCGUGUCCCUCUUGGGUCACUUUCCCAACAAGAGGGAGCUGGAAGAUUGGAUCUAUUCCAAGUCUAAGGAGAUCAACAGCACUAGAGACAGGCUUGCAAAAAUCAAUAAGGAUUUGGCGUCAGCUGAGCAGAACAGGAGCCAUACCGCUGCCGAGCUGCGUAAGAAGGAGCAGCAGUUAACUGAAGAUGAAGAGAAGUUCUUCAACGUUUGUGGCAGUCAAGAUCUGGAACAGGACCUGGGCAAACUACAGGAGGAUCUGGAGAAGAUAUCAAAACAGAGAGCCAUGUUAGCAGGAGCCACGGCCGUGUACACUCAGUUCAUCAGUCAGCUGACGGAGGAGAGGGAGCCCUGCUGCCCCGUGUGCCAGCGGACCUUUCCCUCCGAAUCUGACCUCCAGGAAGUGAUCAGCGACAUGCAGUCUAAACUCCGCCUGGUGCCGGACAAACUGAAAAACACAGAGCAGGACCUGAAAAGGAAGGAGAGGAAGAAAGAUGAUAUGAUGGCUCUCAGACCUGUAAGGCAGUCCGUCGUACAUCUUCGGGAAAAGGAGUUACCCGAGUUGAGGAACCGUCUACAGACUGUGAACAGAGAGAUUGAGAGGCUGAAAGCUGAUGUGGAGGAGCAGGAGGCUCUGCUGGCCACUCUGAUGUCUGAGGAGGAAACAGCCAAAGCCUGUCUGCAGGACAUAUCUCUUAUGGACAGAUACCUGAUGGACCUUAAAGAGGUGGAGAGGAAAAUAGCUCAGCAGGCAGCUAAACUCCAGGGAGUUGACCUGACCCGAACCAUCCAGCAAGUCAGUCAAGAGAAACAAGAAACUCAGCACAAGCUCGACACCACUUCCAGCAAGAUGGAGCUGAAACGUAAACUAAUUCAGGACCAGCAGGACCAGAUCCAGAUGCUGAAAAGUGCGGUGAAUGAGACGAGGGCGGAGAAGCUGCAGCUGAGCAGCGACAUGCAGAAGCAGCAGCAGCUGGAGGAGCAGUGUGUGGAGUUCACCACGGAGAUCCAGGCCCUGACCAGGGACAUAAGGGAGGCCAAGGAGCAGCUGGCUCCUCUGUCUGCUGCUCUGGAGAAGUUGCAGCAGGAGAAACAAGAGCUGCUGGAGCGCAGAAGACAGAAGCAGGAAGAAGGGCAGGAGAAGAUCAACGCCAUCAAAGAGAGAGUGAAGGUGAUAACCACAUUAGAGCGAGAUAUCACUAAAUACAUCAAUGAAGGCAAAGAUGAAUACAAAGAGCAAAAAGAGUCUGAGCUUCAAGAAACCAACACUCAGCUCCAUGAAGCUGAGAAACUGAAAGAGAAGAUCAAUAAGGAGAUUGGCAACAUUCGUCAAGACAUUGACACUCAAAAGGUCCAGGAGCGGUGGUUACUUGACAAUCUGACCCUGAGGAAGCGUGUUGAGGAACUGAAGGAGGUUGUGGCCAAACGUGAAGCUCUUUUGAAAGACAUGGGCAACAUGCAGGUCCAUCAGCUCCGCCAAGAACGUCGCGAUCUGGAACGGAGGUUGGAGGAUUUGAAAAAGAACCGCAGCAUUGCACUGGGUCGCCAGAAAGGGUUUGAGGAGGAGAUCCUGCACUACAGAAAAGAGCUGCGAGAAGACCAAUAUGACAAAGCGGAUGAGUGCUACAAAAACAAAAUGAUAACAAUGAGGACCACAGAGUUGGUCAUUAAAGACCUGGAUCUCUACUACAAGGCCCUUGAUCAAACCAUUAUGAAAUUCCACAGCAUGAAGAUGGAUGAGAUCAAUAAGAUUAUCAGAGACCUGUGGCGCAGCACCUACAGGGGUCAAGACAUCGAGUAUGUGGAAAUCAGGUCCGAUGUGGACGAGAACGCAUCUGCUGGAGUCAGACGGAGGGUUUACAACUACCGAGUGGUUAUGGUGAAAGGGGACACGCAUCUGGAUAUGAGAGGCCGCUGCAGUGCCGGACAGAAGGUGUUGGCCUCCCUGAUCAUCCGUCUGGCUCUGGCAGAAACGUUCUGUCUGAACUGCGGGAUCCUGGCGCUGGACGAGCCCACCACCAACCUGGACCGGGAGAACAUCGAGUCUCUGGCCCACGCCCUCGUGGAAAUCAUCAAGAGUCGCUCUCGCCAGCGUAACUUCCAGCUGCUCGUCAUCACCCACGACGAGGACUUCGUGGAGCUUUUAGGGCGCUCCAGCUACAUCGAGCAUUUCUACCGGAUCCGUAAGAACCAGGACCAGAACUCUGAAAUCACCAAGUGCAGCAUCACUUCCCUCUCUACCUUUCUCCAUUGAGCAAAAAAAACACCUUCAGGAAUGCUAGCAGUGCUUUAUGCUCUUUAUUUGGUUGGUACAGUCACGUUCUGUUCUGUUCUUAAAGCUUGCAGGAAAGAUCCUCUUUGGCAACUGGAAGAUGUACAAUCUGAAUGUAACCAAGCAUGAGUGUCUUUAUUUUCUUCUCCUUGUUUAAAAAAUGUAUAUUUAUAACUUCAAAAUAAGGAAUAGUUUGUUCCCUUUCUUUGUUCUUUCAAUCACAAAUUGUAAGUUUUUGGAAGCGCCUUUGUUUAUGUAGUUGUACGAUCACUGUUCAGUGACCAUUAACUAUUAUAUCCUACUUUCAGCAGGUUGUAUCGAGUGUCUUUAAAAAAACAAAAUAAAAUCCUUUGUAUAGAUAAUAUUUGCAUACAACAACAAAUUCAUGAAAGGGAUAUCAGAAGUUAAGAUCCUUAUGUGUUGCAUGGACAGCUGUAACGCUGUAACCUGCUCUCUCCUGAGGUUCAUGACGGCUCUGGACAGAUACGGAUGUUCAAUCUCUUCCAAGUUUGUUUCCUUGUUGACCGAGUUGGUGGUGGCCGUCACGCCUUCAUCAGUGACCACUAACUCACUCAGGGAUUGAAGUUCGGGGUGUUGAAGUUCAAGAUGUUUCAUUUUCAGCUGUGAGGAG